This is a messenger RNA of Ostertagia ostertagi, 4764 nucleotides long. Lineage: Eukaryota; Metazoa; Nematoda; Chromadorea; Rhabditida; Trichostrongylidae. The record is from the annotation of a GenBank genome assembly.
AUGGAUUACAAGAUGGUCUUGAAAAUGGAUUACCAAAUGUUACCUGGUGGAGUAAUCAGUGGAGUUGGGAAAGGCAUUAUAUCAUCAAGUAUUGGCGUGCUUCUGAAAACCAAUGGAUACAAGGUAUCAGCUAUUAAAAUCGAUCCUUACUUGAAUAUUGACGCCGGCACUUUCUCGCCUUACGAGCAUGGGGAAGUCUUCGUGCUCGAUGACGGUGGCGAGGUUGAUCUCGACUUGGGGAACUACGAACGGUUUCUGAACGUUCGAUUAACUAGGGACAACAACAUAACAACUGGAAAAAUGUUUCAACAUGUCACAGAACGUGAGCGUCGCGGUGAUUACUGUGGUAAAACUGUGCAGAUGAUCCCACAUUUCACUGAUGCGAUCAUUCAAUGGGUUGAACGAGUAGCCAGAAUACCAGUAGAUGGCACUAAGGAGCGACCCGAUGUUUGUAUAAUAGAGCUGGGUGGAACUAUUGGUGACAUUGAAGGCAUGUCUUACCUUGCCGCUUUCGAACGCUUCCAGAGGCCAGCAUUGAGAGAUCACCUUAUGAAUGUCCACGUGUCUCUUGUAAUGCAUCCGAACGCGACAGGUGAACCGAAAACCAAGCCUAUGCAAAAUUCGGUGCGACAUUUGCGUGCUGCUGGGCUUGUGCCGGAUCUUCUUAUUUGCCGCUCGUCUGAACCACUGCAAGAACAUUUACGCGAGAAAAUUGCAGCAUUUGGUCUUGUGGAUCUGGAACAGGUCAUUGGGGUACACGAUAUGUCUAACAUAUACAAAGUGCCGUUGUUGCUUCAUGAGCAAAAUGUUCUGGAUGCCAUAAUUCAUCGUUUACAUUUGAAACCAAUCAGCGAACACGUGAGGCGAAGUCUGAAGUUCAACAUGUGCCAUUGGACUCAUCUCAGUGAACUGUGUGAUUUAUUUACGGAAGAGGUUGUGAUCGCCUUGGUAGGAAAAUAUGUGAAGAUCAACGACGCGUACGCAUCCGUGAACAAAGCUCUCAGUCACGCUGCCAUCCACAGUAAACGAGCCAUAAAAAUCAAGGCACAUUUUUCUACUACUUUCGUAGAUUCUGAACUUUUGGAAGAUGGAAAACCAGCCGAAUUAAAAGCGAAAUGUGACGCAGCAUGGGAUACUGUUAGGAAUGCUGAUGGUAUUAUUGUUCCUGGUGGUUUUGACACACGCGGCGUCGAAGGGAUGAUCAAAGCUUGUCAGUAUGCCAGGGAAAACAAUGUGCCGUUCCUGGGAGUGUGCUUGGGUAUGCAGUGCGCGGCUAUAGAAGUGGCUCGCAAUCUCCUCGGCAUCAAGAACGCCAACUCAACCGAGUUCAACAAGAGUUUGCACGAGGAUGAACAGGUGAUAAUCGAUAUGCCGGAGCACAAUGUGGAGCACAAAGGCUUAGGAGGAACAAUGCGUCUGGGACGACGUACAAGCGUGUUUCUAACGGAGAACUGCAAAUUGCGAAAACUGUAUGGACGUAAUGAAAUCGAAGAGCGUCAUCGUCAUCGUUAUGAAGUCAACCCACGGUUUGUGCCUGAACUCAGCGAAAAAGGGCUGCUUUUUGUCGGCAUCGGUGUUGACGAAACAUCUUGCACAUCGCUCACGAAGCACAAUCGUACGCAAUCGAGUGCUGCUUUGAUGAAUAUGGCUGUGGACCAUAAUUCAAAUGGGGAUCUUCUGAAGAAAAUAGCGGAUCUUUGUCAUUGCGGAGGCGAUGGAGUGACUCGUCCUGCUCUGAGGAUGGAGAUGUGUGAAAUGAAAGAUCACCCAUAUUUCGUUGGCGCUCAGUUCCAUCCGGAGUAUCUGUCCCAUCCUCUGCAACCAAGCCCACCUUUUCUGGGACUUUUACUUGCGGCGACUGGACAACUGCAGGUACUAUUUUGUUCUGUGUCUAUUGUUAUCGCAAGCAUGGCCACCACAGCCACAUCGGCCUACCAUGUGGCGCAGUUAAUAGAUAAGAUGAUGUCAGUUGACAAGGAUUAUCGUUUUAUGGCUGUAAAUGAUUUAAUGAGGGAACUUCAGACCAACAAUAUGAGGCUUGACGACGACUCCGAAAAGAAGGUUGUACGAAUGCUCAUUCGGCUUUUGGAUGAUAACAAUGGUGAGGUGCAAAACUUGGCUGUCAAAUGCCUUGGUACUGUCACACAACGAGUCAAGGAAGCUCAAGCAGAGACAUUGGUGGAUGCGUUAUGUUCUAUGAUGGUCGCUGGAUCAGAAUCACUGCGAGACGUCAGUUCCAUUGCGCUUAAAACUGUUGUUGGACACCUACCAGUAGCAAAUACCGCGUUUGUCACGAAUCUAAUGAAAAGAUUGGUUCCGAAAUUGAAUGCUGCUUUGGAACAAACAAAGCCGAAUGACUCAGUUCGCCUAGAGGUGGUCGAUGUUAUUGGAGAUGUGCUCACACGAUUUGGCUCUCUCAUCACAUCUGUUCAUAAAGAAACCCAGAAAGUUCUACUUGAUCAGCUUCUGCUCGAACGACCUGCUCUCAAAAAGAAGUCUACAAUUGCUUUGGGCGCAAUGAUGGCUGUGUGCUCACAUGAACUGUUCAAAGACACAAUGGAUGUUUUUGUGGAAAGGUUGUCUGAUGCAAAGGGGACACAUUCAGUUCGCACCUAUGUUGUCGCCUUGACAUGUGUGGCAAAAUCCAGCGGACCACGAUUUGCAGAAUAUAUCCCGAAGGUUGCUCCGAAAAUAAUCGAGCAAGUCGAGGCUGCAGACGAUGACGAGCUAAAGGAGGCUUUGCUGCAGUCGUUGGAAACCUUUUUAUAUCGAUGUCCGAGGGAAAUGGCUGCAUAUCAGGACAAAGUGCUUAAGAUUGUCACUACCGACCUUACGUAUGACCCAAAUUACUCAUAUUCGGAUGACGAAGAGGAGCAGUCUAUGGAAAUUGGUGGUGGGCGUGAUGGCGACACCGAUGAAGACGAUGCGGAAGACUAUUCUGAUGAUGACGACAUGAGCUGGAAAGUGCGCCGUGCAUCAGCGAAAACAAUAGAAGCUAUGAUUGUUUCGCGACGGGAUCAGCUUUCCAAUUCCGUCCAAACGUUGGGUCCAUUGUUGAUCUCACGUUUACGAGAAAGGGAAGAAAAUGUGAGGAUUGACAUCUACAACGCCUACAUUGCAAUCCUUUCUCAGGCUCGUCUCGUCGUUCCUAACGCUCUUGCUGCUGUUUACAAAGAUGAAGGUGAGGAACCAAUCAAAAUUGGUACCACACUUUUCUCCCCGUCAGCUUUGUCUGGAGAGCAGCAACAGCUACUUGAAGCCAUUGCCGCCCAAUCAGAGCCUUUGUUGAAGGCUGUAAUGAAGCAGCUAAGGUUGAAAUCGCCGAAAACUCGUAGCCUUUGUUUUGAUUUGCUAGCCAACUUCGUCAGAACUUUGCCGGGAUCGUUGGCUUCGUACCUUCCAAGUCUGCUGCCUGGUUUAUCGAAUGCUGUACUUGAUCGCAAUAGCGGAGCUCCCAUGAAAAUCGAUGCUCUCUCUCUACUUGCUCGGGUCAUUAAGUGUCAUGAUCACAGUGUCUUUGCGCCUCAUCUUGACAGCAUUGUUCAGUUAACAGUGGGCGCUAUUCAGGACAGUUUUUACAAGGUAUCAGCUGAGGGGCUUAGUGUAGCAUCACAUCUCGUUCCAGUAAUUCGUGAUUGUGGCUGUGGUAAUCUAGUGCCGACGCUUUAUAGUGCUAUUUUUGAGAAAUUGAAAAUUAACGAUAUUGAUCAGGAAGUCAAGGAGCGCGCUAUCUACGCAGCAGGUCUCUUCAUUGCCACUUUUGCCGAUGAUAUGCCUGCAAUGGUACUUUUUUCUUUAUUUAUAUUUCGAAUCAUUUUAUUUUGUUUAUCGAUUGAUACCGAAUUCUUUGCUUUUUGGUGCAAGGUUGGCUUACAAGCAUAUCCGGACAGAGUUGCACCCCAGCUGGCCUCAAUUCUUUCUUCUGUUAUUCAUCUUUCACAGUCGGCGUUGUUGCAGGGAGCCACUUUGCAAGCAUCUCUUGAUAUGAUUCAAGUACUAGUUUCCAAUCCUGUGCCUGGAAAGCCAGAAUUCGAGGAAUUGCUUGACCAGCUUACGGCACCCGUCUAUGAUGUUCCAAAUUUAUCCAGACAAGCUUUCCAAUCUAUCUCCGCCGCCACCGGUGUCGUUGCCGCAGCAAGCGGAGAUAUUGAGAAGGCACGAUCGCUAGCGGAAAAGUUAGCGGAUCAACUACAGAACGAAACUUCUACAGAUGCCAUACGUUUGUUCAGUGUUCAUGCACUCGGUGAACUUGGUCGUCGCUGUCCGAAAGUUUAUGAGAAUAGCCACCUUGAACCUGAGAAGCUGAUCAUCCCAACUUUCAACUCUAGCUCAGAAGAUUUGAAAGCAGCUGCUGCUCAAGCCCUAGGCGCUCUUGCAGUUGGUAAUCAUGCGCGCUUCCUACCCUUCAUUUUGAAUGAAAUCCAGACUCAACCGAAGAGGCAGUAUCUGCUCUUACACGCUCUGAAAGAAGUAAUCGGACAUGAGUCAACAAAUAUUGUACCAAUUGAAGUUUUCCGCUCUCGCAUUAGCGAGAUUUGGCCAGUGCUUGUUGACCAUGCAGAUGGGAAUGAAGAAGGAACAAGGAAUGUUGUCGCUGAGUGUCUCGGCAAGUUGAGCGUGAUUGACCCUCAUGGACUACUACCCGAGCUAAAGAGCUUGGUGACUUCCCCGUCUGCUCGAGUGCGUUCCGCUGCAGUGACCGCAGUGAAGUUCAUGAUUUCGGACGAAAAAAGACCUGUUGAUGCUGUUCUCCAACAGUGCAUU